This is a messenger RNA of Phytophthora infestans T30-4, 228 nucleotides long. RefSeq lists its product as uncharacterized. The transcript has 2 exons. Gene Ontology annotation, molecular function: NADPH binding; 6,7-dihydropteridine reductase activity; NADH binding. Gene Ontology annotation, biological process: L-phenylalanine catabolic process; tetrahydrobiopterin biosynthetic process. Bases 1 to 228 code for a protein of 75 amino acids. NCBI's taxonomy places the organism in Eukaryota, Oomycota, Peronosporomycetes, Peronosporales, Peronosporaceae. The record is from RefSeq and is a predicted model, not a curated record. Gene Ontology annotation, cellular component: cytoplasm.
AUGUCCAAGAAGCUGCUAGUGAUUGGCGGUGCUGGUGCGCUGGGUCGCGGCGUGGUCAGCCACUUCACACGUGCGUCAUGGAGAGUCACUUCGGUGGACUUCUCGGUGAACACGAUUGUGUGCACUGCCGGGGGCUGGGCAGGCGGCAGUAUCCGAGACGCGGACUCGCUAUUCAACUUGGGAGAAAUGUACUCCAAGAACCUCGAGUCUGCGUUCCUGGGCGAGUGA